GGUCCGGUGUGCGCUCAGCCCUGUCCGUUCGGAUGGUUCGGCAUGAACUGCUCGCAGGAGUGCACGUGUCGUAACGGAGGCCUGUGUGACCACAUCAGCGGUCAGUGUCAGUGCAUGGCCGGCUACACUGGAGAGAGAUGUCAGCAUGAAUGUCCGGUGGGCACGUACGGACCUCAGUGUGCACACAAGUGUGACUGYCAGAACGGAGCCAAGUGUUACCACAUCAACGGGGCCUGCCUGUGCAACGAGGGCUUCAAGGGUCCCAGCUGCCAGGACCGGUUCUGUCCCGCCGGCCUGUAUGGACUCCUCUGUGACAGAUACUGUCCCUGCAAGGUGGACAAGACGCUCAGCUGCCACCCUCUGACUGGAGAGUGCACCUGUGCAGCUGGGUGGGCGGGGCUUUACUGUAACGAGACCUGCCCUGCAGGUUACCAUGGUGAGGGCUGCAGGGAGCCGUGUAACUGCACUAAUGGGGCCGACUGUGAUGGCAUGACCGGAGCCUGUGUCUGUGCACCAGGAUACAUA
This is a messenger RNA of Austrofundulus limnaeus, 525 nucleotides long. RefSeq names its product multiple epidermal growth factor-like domains protein 10. The record is from RefSeq and is a predicted model, not a curated record. Gene Ontology annotation, cellular component: membrane. Lineage: Eukaryota; Metazoa; Chordata; Actinopteri; Cyprinodontiformes; Rivulidae.